Spodoptera frugiperda (fall armyworm) is the source of this 980-nucleotide messenger RNA. RefSeq lists its product as uncharacterized. Bases 427 to 906 code for a protein of 159 amino acids. The transcript is spliced from 3 exons. Gene Ontology annotation, molecular function: odorant binding. Lineage: Eukaryota; Metazoa; Arthropoda; Insecta; Lepidoptera; Noctuidae. The record is from RefSeq and is a predicted model, not a curated record.
AAAAACUAAUGAGGGAAAUUGCCAUUUCACUACGAUACUAUAAAACCACAGCCCGGCAUCGAACAAAGAACAUUUCUACUCAAACGAAACUGGCGAACAGGAAAAAUCUAAUUGAAUUCUGCCGGGGCCCGUUAGCUUACAUUUUUAAUUGUUCCCGAAGGCUCUCCAUCAUUAACCAGCAGUAAUAGACCAGUAAAGAGAACCCUCCGUUUCAUUUAAAGUCCUCUCAGUGACCCAAGACAAAACAAAUAGCAAUAUAAAAAAGAAAAUUUCCAGGAAGCAUUCAAGUAAAACAAUAUUGAACAACAUAAUCCAAUGAACAGGCUUCACACGAAUUUCUUUCAGUAAUUUUGUUGGACUUGUGUAAUGAUGUGCCUCUGCUACACGGCGUGACGUAACCGUGAUAUUUUCUACAAAUCUACUGCAAUGGAAAAAAUACUCAUCUUCACGACUUUCCUAUCGCUCGCUGUUGUAGUGAACAGCUUCAAAACAAAGUUUUUCUCGCAAAGCUUGGACUCGGAACCUCCGGUCUCGAUCCUGUACGCGCGUGACAAGAAAAGUGAUAAAGUAACAGAUGAUUGCUUAACAGAAAUGUACCCACGGAACUUGUAUAAGUAUCCUCUGCGUAUCGAUAGGAAUGAUAUACCCUGUAUAAUACAUUGUGUGCUCAAAAAAUUCGGUAUAAUGACGAACGAUGGUUACAUAAACAUAAAGAAUUACUACAGGAGAGUGCAGGCUAUACACAGGUACGAUCCGAGGAUCUUGAUAUCGGAUGUCGGAGAGACCUGUGCUCAGAACAUCAACGGAAUGAAUCUCGACCACGAUGUGUGUAAGAAAGCGAAGGUCUUUAACGACUGCACGCAACUGUACGCAGUGUCCUACAAAGACCCCGACGAAUGGAAAUAGCCUGUAGAAUACUGUAGAAACAUAUUUUUACAAUUUUUUAUUUACAAGCUUAUUAAUAAAACCGAUAACAUCUA